This is a messenger RNA of Hemicordylus capensis (graceful crag lizard), 2607 nucleotides long. RefSeq names its product ADP-ribosyl cyclase/cyclic ADP-ribose hydrolase 1-like. Gene Ontology annotation, cellular component: plasma membrane. The transcript is spliced from 8 exons. The record is from RefSeq and is a predicted model, not a curated record. Gene Ontology annotation, molecular function: phosphorus-oxygen lyase activity; NAD+ nucleosidase activity. Lineage: Eukaryota; Metazoa; Chordata; Lepidosauria; Squamata; Cordylidae. Bases 268 to 1179 code for a protein of 303 amino acids. Gene Ontology annotation, biological process: positive regulation of B cell proliferation.
UGCCUCAGCAGCAUAAAUCUGACUGUCAGAGAUCUGAAUGAGUUUGCUGGUGUCCUGAUUCAGGUGAAGCCUUUUAGUCUGAGCCAAUAGAAAUGCAACUCCAGCCCCCACUGUUUGUUGGUCUUCACAUGAGUGAGCGGGUGGAGAGAUAAAGAAACAGAAACGGUGACUGUGUGCAUUGCGUGGCUUUAGAAAGCUACUUUUUCUGUCAGGGACUUGGGCAACACAAACAACAGCUGUUGCUGCUCUUCAGAAACAUCUAACAAAAUGCCCUUCCAAAAUAGUUCUUCAAGAAGCCGAAGGCAUAAUCUGAUAGUAACAGGGAUCAUGGCUCUGCUUGUUAUAUUAGUUGUUGUUGUUGUGUUGGCUGCUGUGCUCAGUCCUGGAAGAGAAGAGAACACCAGCUCAGACGUACGGCAGUGGAGUGGCAAUGGAACCACCAAGCACCUGCGAGAAAUCAUCCUGGGGAGAUGUUAUAACUAUAUCACUACAGUGAACCCCGAGCUCAAAGACAAAGAUUGCCUCAAUAUUUGGGAAGAGUUGCAACAUGCGUUUAUAUACAAGCACCCAUGCAACAUGCAGGAGGAAGAUUAUCAGCCUCUAAAGAAUUUGGCAAGUCACUCUGUCCCAUGUAGCAAGUCACUGUUUUGGAGCAAGACAAAUGACCUUGUGCAUCGUUACACAAAAGCAAAUCGUGAUUUCUUCACGCUGGAGGAUACUUUGCUGGGCUACAUAGCAGAUAGGCUUACAUGGUGUGGAAGUGUCACCAGUCCAGGAAUUGACUACAUCUCUUGCCCAGAGUGGAAAGACUGUGAUAGCAACCCCGUUACAUUAUUCUGGAAAAUGGCAUCCAAGAUGUUUGCAGAGACAGCAUGUGGCACAGUCCAAGUGAUGCUCAAUGGUUCACUAGAAGCUGGUGCAUUCAAAAAUAACAGCUUUUUUGGAGGCAUUGAAAUCUUUCACCUAAAUCCAGAAAAAGUCUCCACAAUGCAGAUUUGGCUUAUGAAUGAUGUUGAUGGACCUCAAAGGGACUCUUGCACAGGACAUUCAAUAACAACGCUAACAAACAUCCUAAAAAGCCGAAAAAUAAAUGCCACUUGUGAAAAUAAUUACAGGCCAGUUCAGUUCCUCCAGUGUGCCAGCUAUCCAGAUCACAGCACCUGCAAAUUCUGCUCCUAGUGAAAACCUGGUGCCUUCUAAUGUUUACAUCAUUGUUCAGUUUUUGUAUAAUAUUGAAUGGAGUUUAUGUAUACAGAGUAAGAUGUGAAGGCCAAACUAAAUGUGAUGUGUGCUUCAAGCCAAGAUCAGCUGCAAUCCUAUCAAAAGCACGAGUUGAGAGUGAGGGAAAUAGAACCAGCCCCCACUACCCGCUGCCUCCACUUGCAGCUUACCUUUCUGCUCGCUCUCUCCCCUGAUGUCACUUACAAUAGUUGGGUUCAAAUACCAGAAGUGAGCCUGUUUGGGAGAAAACGCUGUGUGGGGGGUGCUACAAGAACGUGAGGAGUGGGCUCCUUAACAUUGUCUCUCCACCCCUUAACUUUUCAAUGUGUUUGUGACUGAUCUGUGUUUAAACACAGAGACCUGUUGCCUUUGUGUCUUGUGUGGCCCAUAGAUGACUAGAAUCAUCUACUAUACGUAACCGCAGUUCUCUAGUGUGGUCUUGUCAGGAAAAUGAAAGAUAAUAGUUUAAUGGCCACUUGGUGGCUCCCCAGUGUGUGUGUGUGUGUGUGUGUGUGUGUGUGUGUGUUUAUACACGUGUGUGUGCAUCCAGAAGAAUCUCAAUUCUUUGUUCUGGUUUUUACUUCAGAGUUCUCUCAUCUGUAGGUUUGUUAUUAAAGAUAAUGAAACAUUCUGAUCAACUAUGCUUAAAAUAGAGAUUCACAGUAAGUGUGUGAAGCAGCUGCUACUACUAAUGCUUUGCUGUUCCUCAUUAUUCUUAUCUUGUAGUUCCUCAGUCUCAAAGAGAAGAAAAAAAUUAAACCAGGUUUGGAACAAACAUUCCUCCCCCCGCUGUCACAUGAAUUCGUCCUUGUACAAAAAUGAACAAGGACUACUCCACAAAUAACAAUCCUUUCUGAAUUUUGAUUUACCUGGUUAAAGGUAAACUUUAACUUGUCCAAGUUUAAAAACAAACAAACUCCCCAGUAAAAACCAUGAGUUUUCCUUCCUCAAGCAUCUGCCAUAUUUUGAGCCCACAAUGGGAUAUGACAGUUGAAGGAAGGUUUCCAAAGGAGCAAAAUGUCAUUUUAAUAAAUUGCUCUGUUCCUUUUCUGUAUAGGAAAGCCAUUUGAACCUUCUAGUAAAUAUAUGUCAUUAAGUCACUCUGAAGUAGAUAUGGGUUAUUCUGAAAUGGAAAUUAUGUCUUUUUAACCAUAAUAAAGAAGAAAAUCCUGCAUUGAGCAGGGAAUUUGACUAAAAUACCUGAAAGGUCUCUUCCGGCUCUAAAAUUCUAUGCAAUCCAAAUGCAUUAAAUUAGUAGACCUAUUUCAAAAUCUAGUAUGGCAUUAAUAAAAUGCAUGUUUCUCCUAACAUAAUAAAAUGUCAUAAUUUUCUGAAGUAUUUGAUUGUAUUCUUUUUAAUUGAACAAAAUAAAUGUGUUUCUCUGAA